CCCCGCAGGUCGGCAGGUGCGGCCUGUGCCGCCCAGGUGAGUGUCCCCGCGCCCCGCCGCCUGUCCGCAGCCGGCUCGAGCCCGCCCGGCGGCCGCGGUGCCGGCAGUUCCGCCCGGGGGUGUCGGGUCCGAACCGGCGACAGCGGCGCCCCCGAGAGCCUGCCUCGGGACCCGGGACGGGCUGCAGUCUCGCUUAUGAUGGAGGGAAGCCGGCCGACGCGAGUGUCUCGGCCAUACAAGAUCAGCGAAUCCUCAAAGGUGUACCACUGGGCCGGCCACUCGACCACCGUGCUGCAGCGGCUGAAUGAGCAGCGGCUCCGAGGCCUUUUCUGUGACAUCGUCCUGGUGGCCGACGAACAGCGUGUGCCAGCCCACCGCAACUUGCUGGCCGUGUGCAGUGACUACUUCAACUCCAUGUUCACCAUCGGCAUGCGCGAGGCUUUCCAGAAGGAGGUAGAGCUGAUCGGGGCCUCCUACAUUGGGCUCAAGGCCGUGGUGGACUUCCUGUAUGGCGGGGAGCUGGCGCUGGACGGCGGCAACAUCGACUACAUCCUGGAGACGGCCCACCUGCUGCAGAUCUGGACGGUGGUGGACUUCUGCUGCGAGUACCUGGAGCAGGAGGUGAGCGAGGACAACUACCUGUACCUCCAGGAGCUGGCCUCCAUCUACAGCCUCAAGCGGCUGGACGCCUUCAUCGACGGCUUCAUCCUGCGCCGCUUCGGCACCCUGUCCUUCACGCCCGACUUUCUGCAGAACGUCUCCAUGCAGAAGCUGUGCGUGUACCUGAGCAGCAGUGAGGUGCAGCGGGAAUGUGAGCACGACCUGCUGCAGGCCGCCCUGCAGUGGUUGACGCAGCAGCCCGAGCGCGAGGCCCACGCCUACCAGGUGCUGGAGAACAUCCACUUCCCACUCAUCCCCAAGAAUGACCUGCUGCACCGCGUCAAGCCGGCCGUGUGCUCGCUGCUGCCCAGGGAGGCCAACUGCGAGGGCUUCAUUGAGGAGGCCGUGCACUACCACAACAGCCUGGCGGCCCAGCCAGUCAUGCAGACCAAGCGCACGGCACUCCGCACCAAUGAGGAGCGCCUGCUGUUCGUGGGCGGCGAGGUCUCCGAGCGGUGUCUGGAGCUCAGUGAUGACACCUGCUACCUGGACACCAAGAGCGAGCAGUGGGUCAAGGAGACGCCACUGCCGGCCCGGCGGAGCCACCACUGUGUGGCCGUCCUGGGGGGCUUCAUCUUCAUCGCAGGUGGCAGCUUCUCACGGGACAACGGAGGCGAUGCGGCGUCCAAUCUUCUUUAUAGGUAUGACCCCCGCUGUAAACAGUGGAUCAAGGUGGCCUCCAUGAACCAGCGCCGCGUGGAUUUCUACCUUGCCUCCAUUGAGGACAUGCUGGUGGCCGUCGGUGGCCGGAAUGAAAAUGGAGCUCUCUCUUCGGUAGAGACAUACAGUCCCAAGACCGACUCCUGGUCCUAUGUGGCCGGUUUGCCAAGGUUCACAUAUGGCCACGCGGGCACCAUCUACAAAGACUUCGUUUACAUCUCUGGGGGUCACGACUACCAGAUCGGCCCCUACCGCAAGAACCUGCUGUGUUACGACCACCGGACGGACGUGUGGGAGGAGCGGCGGCCCAUGAGCACGGCACGCGGCUGGCACAGCAUGUGUAGCCUGGAAGACAGCAUCUACUCCAUCGGGGGCAGCGACGACAGCAUCGAGUCCAUGGAGCGCUUCGACGUGCUGGGCGUCGAGGCCUACAGCCCACAGUGCAACCAGUGGACCCGCGUGGCGCCAUUGCUACACGCCAACAGCGAGUCGGGGGUGGCCGUGUGGGAGGGCCGCAUCUACAUCCUGGGCGGCUACAGCUGGGAGAGCACAGCCUUCUCCAAGACGGUCCAGGUAUACGACCGUGAGAAAGACAGGUGGAGCAAGGGCACCGACCUGCCCAAGGCCAUCGCCGGUGUGUCGGCCUGCGUGUGUGCCCUGAAGCCGCGGCUGGAGGACAAGAAGAAGAAGGGCAAGGGUAAGAGGCAUCAGGACCCGGGCCAGUGACCUCGCUGGCACCAGCCUGGCCCACGUCCCCACCGCCACCUCCCAGAGUGUCUGGAGACCAUCAGCAACUUCACAGAACCCUGGAACUAUUACAGACUUGUUAGCAACUUUUUUUACUUUUAUGAUUCUUAGUCUUUCUAUGAUAUCACAGUAACCAAUUAAAUAUUCUAUAUAAUUUUACAUAGUAGGCUGCUUGAAUAAAUUAAACCUGGACCCAGGCAGGAAAUAUCCCCUUAUGCUUAUGCACGGCUUCUUCCCACAUUACGGAUCACUGAGGGUGAUUUCUAAUAUUCCUUGAGAGUGGCUGGGGCAGGGCUUACACAGAAAUUUCUGUAGUGAAACUAGGGGUGUCAGUGGGACUAAGCAUUAGCCACAUUUAGGACUCACUGGCGUGGUCAAGAGCAAUUAUUUUUAAUAGGUGAGGACACAGAGGUCCUGAGAGGGCAAGGGAGAUACCAGCUGGCUCGGGACAGUCAGGUGAGACCUGGGACUUCUCACCACGGAGGACUCCCCACUGGGAUUUCCUCAUCACGUGGCAACUGUUCCCGUUUUUCCUGAUUAAUAAUCUUCCUGAAUUCUAAAAGGCUAUAGGUAAUCAAGGGAAAAGUUUUGUUGUAAAGGCAUGAAGCUCUUUAUAAGUUCCGCUAUAAUUUGUGCUUUGUAAACUUUUCUUUCUGAACCUGCUGUUCCCUAUGUUGCUGAUGUACUGAGCCCCCCAAAUCUACAUUUAUUUCUCAGGAAAGAAAAAGUGAGCACCCUAGAAUUUGCCAUUGUUUUCUGUGACUCCAGCUCCGAGACGUCAUCGAAAGCUCCACACAGGGCCCCGUGAAGGUGGUCAGGUAUCUCCCUCAACUCAAGGGACAGGGCCUGGUCCCGGCCAUCUGCUGCUCAGUAGUUUUGUGCCGCUAGGCAAAUUCUGUACAAGUCCUGAGCUGUUCCCUCAUUCACUGAGCAGCAGGGUUCAGUGAAUUCAUCGCCUGGCUGCUCCUGGGGGUUCGCUCUUUCAGUCUGUAGAAGCUGUUGAUAUAUAUUCAGCACCUCCUGUCCAGGUGGGUGACUGCCCCACGUCGAUGGGUUCCUGCCGUUGCCAGAGGAGGACCGACAGUGUGUGUCCUUUGAGGAGAGUUUGAGACCAAAACUGAGCCACUGUGUCAUGCGAGUAGGAUGGCAGGAGAGAGCGUGAUUGUUUUAGUCAUGAGCCAAAUGAGGCACUAAUGAGCUAUGCCUUGACAGAGAUCCAGUAGCAGAGAGGAGAACGCGUCAAGAUUUGUUAACUUUGAUAUUUGAAUAAGAAUCUCAGUUAACUUACUUAUUUUUUUGGCUCUCUGUUGCACUUUUUCUUCCUUUCAAGAUUCACUGUGAUUUUGAUUGGCCCAUUUCCAUAGUGACCAGUGGAGCUGAGAGUGACUCUGGAGUUGAGUUUCAGGACCCAAGUCAUUGCCCUCGGUCGCUAGUUGCGUGAGCAGUCUGCCUAUUUAGCUAGUUCCUUGCAUAUGGAAGUCCUUAGGAACUUACAAACUGUUGAGCGAGGUUCUGCAAGGCAUGCAAACAACCCAGAAACCAUAGUCUUCUUGGAGCUCCACAGCACUUUGGUGUAUUAAAGGCUCUGAGAAGUCCUGCACUGUUAACCUUCCAUGAACCCAGUAUUUCCAGACUUCAUUGAGCCUGAAACUCUUUUUUGUCUCAUACUUAGUCCAGCCCUCCACAGAACAUGUUUUGCCCAACUUCUGCCUACUUUAGGAUGGCUUGUCCCCUUCCUAUUCCAGGAAAGGUUUUGUUACCUGAAAACCCUGUAGUCUCUUGUCCCCAAUGCAGCCCAGGUCCUGAACAAAAACCAGAAUCCAAGAGCAGGUAGAGAAGAGUACAGAGAUUCCAUGUGUGCUUCCAGGAGCAUAAUGGCUUUGACCUUGGGGAGGGGCCAGCCAUCAACUUUCAGCCUAAGCCAGCUGUUACAUUCUGACUAUGAGAGUGAGUCCCAGGAUUAGGGUGUGGUGAUGGCUUCCAUUCUGAUUUCCUCGCGCCUUCUGGGUUACAGUGUCCCACACCUAACAUUUUGUGGUGUCUGUCCUGCCACUGUAAAGGCAGCUUGUCAUUUGCAUGGCUUAGAAUCUAAUAUUACCAAGGUUGGGAGUGUUCUUUUUAAAGGUAGAGUUGGCAAGUAGAUUUCCUCUUGUGAACCGACUUCAAAUAAUGGGUGGGGGCUCCACUGUGCUAAGAAAGGUUUUUGAGCUUGUUCAGGUCAGUGGAGAGGAGUGUCAUGGCCGGUGAGCAGGCCUGCCUGGGCCUGGGAGAGCCAAGGGGUGGGACCUCGCGCAGGAUCUUUGCCUCCAUGCUGUGGAAGUCACUCUGCUGGACGGUCCAACUAAGAAGGGAGGAAAAUGUAUUUUAAGCCAGAUGGGCAGAGCUUGGGGAUAGAUUCAGGCCCGUGGCCAUUUGAACUGCAAGAUCAUGAUAGUGUAGUUUCAGACCGUAGUGGCGAAGGCUCAGGUGUUUGUGGGCUGCUCUCUUGAGUCGGAAACAGCAGUAUUUGCAUCAUGUCCAACCGCCCAUGCUCUGGACACUUGUGCUUGAACUUUGAGAACACCUGGAUCUUUUUGUGUGUUUAUUUUUGAUCUUUCAAAAUAAGCAUGGUGGGCUUUUAUUCAGGUUUUGUGUUUUUCUCACUUUCAAAGAACUACUUUUAACUUCAUACUAAUUAUAGGUUUUGAGUUUGAUCCUCACCCAAGUUGGAAGUCUGUUUGCUUAAGACAUAAAUACAACAGUAAAAGGAAAGGGAGUAGAAAAGCUGAAAAACCCUUGUUACUUACAGUGGCCUCUCUGCUGCUGCAAUAGACGGAGAUUGCCUUAGCAACAUGCUUGCAUGUAUGGCCCCACCGGCAUUGUCGACAUUCUGCCAUUCCAGAAGGUCUACCACGUAGAAUCUCUGACUCCUGAUCUGAGCAGAAAAGCUCGUGUGCGUAUUUGUAUCUGGAAUGCGCCCUCCCACUGCCUCUUAGCGGUAAGAGUGGUCAUGGUGACUUAGUGGAAACCCCUGAAGCCAACCCUAAGUAAGGGGUGUUCAGUUUGGCAUGGAAACCCAAACACUAAGGGGGGUAGAGUGCCUCCUAUGAGGUCCAGGGGCCCACUCUGAGUUCAGGUGAGUUAACCUGUGAUCAGAGUACCUGGCCCCUAAGCCAGCAGCAAGCUUCGGUGACUAAUGUGGGGAGUGGAAGGAUGUCUGCUCACCCCCUGGUGCAGCGAUCAGCCUUCAUCCUGAGCCCCUCGUCCCAGGCCCACAGUUCGGCCACCGUCACCUGAGCACACCUCACAGUCCUCCUGGUCCCAGAGCUUUUGGCCAGCUCAGACCCCUGGUCCCACUCCUGGAGGGGCAGGGCUAUCCCUGGUGUCUCCAUGGAUUCUGAGUGUCUUCGGAGGGGACGGGAGGAGGCCGUGUCCUGGCCUCCAGGACAAGCCUCUCGAGUGUAGGGCAGCUCCACUGGCACUUGGAGACCCUGUUCUGUGUGGUGCCAAGCCGGGCAGUUUUUUAAAUUUUUUGAAAUGUUUUGAUACUUUUUGAUACCAUUUGCUAAGAACCAUUUUGUAGGUUGCCUGCCAGGGUUUUCCACCUCACACCUCCUACCCCCAGCCCCUUGAGCUUGCACUCACCAGGCAAUGUCCUGCGGCUGGCAUGGGGCUCUUGCCCACCUCACGUGGCUUCACCUUGGAGCCCUGCUCUCCCCCGGGGCCGCAGUCUGAUAUAACUCUUGAGUUUCAUAAGGUCACAUGUGGCCUGUGAGUAUGACCCUCUUAGGUCCCCAGCUGAGCAAGACGGCUCUGAUUUGCCCAGAAGACACUCCCUCCCUCAGAUGUUCUGUCUCUUGGGAAGCUCCUACCUCAGCAGAGUACCCAGGCCCGAAAAGAUCCCUGAGAACUGAUGCAUCAUCUCCUUGGGCAUACAGGCCGUUUCUCCACCCGGGUUGGGCAGCAGUCCCGAUCCAGCCCUGCCCACCCCUUUGAAAGGCAUUUAAACAUGAAAUCACAAAAGCUAAGCAAUGACGCAGCCUGUGCUUUAUAGAAUUACUGCCCUCUUUGGAGGUGCUCAUUUCUUUUUCUUCUUCCCUCCCUCCUUUCUUCCUUUCUUUUUUUUUCCUUUUAAUGUGGAUAGAAUUUGUGGCUUCUGAGGGUGUUUGUUGGGGGGGUGGGUCUCAAGAAAUUGUCUUUUGCUUGCCUUAGUUAAAAGGAAUGAAUGUAUAAAUUUGCUGGUGGAGGGAGCAGAGGAGAUAAACGCAUUUCCGUUUUCUUUGGGAAAAAGAACACCUUUUCAACAUUAUUUGAAGCUGUCUUUACCCAUCUGCUUGCAGUCAAAGAAAGGAGUCAAGUCUUUGGCUCAACUGAAGUGAAUCAUCACCACCAGACCCCUUUCAGAAUUAGCUUAAGAUACUAAGUAAUUCAUUGGGUAUGUUCUGGCUACUAAUGUUACCAAAAUCUGUAAUUGUGUAUGUUUUAAUUUGUUGCGUUUGUAUUUGUGAUGUUCUGACCUUGGAAGCCUUUCUGUGUCUUCUUUUUUAAUUAAUUUUCUGCACGUUAGUUUUUUUCUUCUUUGCUUUUAAUUCCAUACCAAGUAUCCAAUUCUUGAAACAUUAAAAUGAUUUGCCUGCUA
Manis javanica (Malayan pangolin) is the source of this 6685-nucleotide messenger RNA. It is a transcript of the gene KLHL36, whose product is annotated as kelch like family member 36. Lineage: Eukaryota; Metazoa; Chordata; Mammalia; Pholidota; Manidae. Gene Ontology annotation, molecular function: cullin family protein binding. The record is from RefSeq and is a predicted model, not a curated record.